Molecule: messenger RNA, 231 nt
Organism: Penicillium pulvis
Lineage: Eukaryota; Fungi; Ascomycota; Eurotiomycetes; Eurotiales; Aspergillaceae
Exons: 2
Coding region: 1-231 (76 amino acids)
Source: RefSeq, a predicted model, not a curated record
AUGGCAUUGCGAGGGCAAGAGGAUUCAAAGUGCCGUUUAAGGGAGAUAAAAGCGGAUCGAUAUGCCCUAGCCGUAGAGUUAUUACAGCAAGAAUGGAUAACGCCGCGAGUGAUAGCGGGGUUUAUCCGAAGAUCUAUCUUCCUAGCCUUUUUUCGUUAUCUCAUAGAAAACGGCGACGGCCGCCUAUAUGCUAGCAAUACCGACGAUAUAGACGGUGGGGCCUCUGGCUAG